GGCCCACGUUCUUGACGCACUCUUGCUGGUGGGUGAAUUCAGCUUUCAUUUGCGCCUUUCCAUCUCUUGCGCCCUCCUCUCAAACUCCCGCAUACUCACAUCCUUGACCAUGUACCAUCCAAAGGCCCUUAUAAUCGCUCUUCUUUUCUCACUGUCCCUCAUUCUCGCCGCAAAAUCAGCCGAGCAGCUUCAGAUCGGUGUCAAGUAUGUGCCUGAAGAGUGUCCAGUCAAGUCCCGCAAAGGUGACAGGCUUUCCAUGCACUACACUGGGACCCUUGCUAAGGAUGGCUCCAAAUUUGACAGUUCUUUAGACAGAAACAGGCCCUUUGAGUUCACGCUCGGAGCUGGGCAAGUCAUUAAGGGCUGGGAUCAAGGCCUUCUUGAUAUGUGCAUCUCUGAAAAGCGCAAGUUGACCAUUCCUUCUCAUCUCGCAUACGGUGAACGUGGCCACCCUCCUGUCAUUCCUCCCCAAAGUACUCUCGUCUUCGAAGUGGAGCUGUUGGGUAUCAAGAACCGUCAUGUCGACGAACUUUAAAUCAUUCAUUCAUAUUGAGAAUCAUAACUAUGCAUUUUCAGCUGAGGGAACAGC
This is a messenger RNA of Cryptococcus deneoformans JEC21, 589 nucleotides long. RefSeq names its product FK506 binding protein 2, putative. Bases 110 to 535 code for a protein of 141 amino acids. The transcript is spliced from 4 exons. Gene Ontology annotation, molecular function: peptidyl-prolyl cis-trans isomerase activity. The record is from RefSeq and is a predicted model, not a curated record. Gene Ontology annotation, biological process: protein peptidyl-prolyl isomerization. NCBI's taxonomy places the organism in Eukaryota, Fungi, Basidiomycota, Tremellomycetes, Tremellales, Cryptococcaceae.